UCAGGUUUGAGAAUUUACCUACUUUCCGGUAUCAUAUAUGAUAAUAACGAAACAUCAGAGCUGGAAAAUAAACCUGAGAACAAGAACAUGUGCAAACGUGGUUGUGGCUUCUAUGGAAGUGUUCGAUUCAAAGAUAUGUGUUCCAAAUGUUAUCAGGAGCAUAUUAAAUGUAGUUCUACCUUGGAGCAAGCUACACUUGUUCAUUCCACUUCAAUUGAUAUACCAGAUAAUCGAAAGUCACAGCUCUUAGAUUGCUGUGAACACUCUCCCAAAGAUUCCACUUCAAAUCAGUCAGACCCUACAACAUCUUCCCAAUUAUCUCGUGCGCUUAAACGAAAGGCAAAUCCCUCAGUCUCUGCAGAAACUUCCAAAGCCGACUCGUCAGCUUCCCGUCCCGUUCUUGGCGUCAAUCGUUGCACUUGGUGUCGCAAGCGUGUUGGACUGACAGGUUUCGCUUGCCGCUGCGAUGGACUGUUCUGCUCAUUACAUCGAUAUUCCGAUCAGCACGAGUGUGCUUAUGAUUAUCAAGCAAAUGGUCGUCUUGAACUAGCUCGCGCCAAUCCAGAAGUACGUUGUCCCAAAAUUCGAAAACUGUGAGAUCACGAACAGGAUUCCGGAUCUCCUAAACCUUUGAUAUAUUCCUCUCAUUUUCAUUACGCCUUUCACGACAAAAUCAAUAUUAAGACGAUAUCAGCUCCUACUACAACACUACUUGUUUUCUUUUUUCAUAUUUAUUCAAUGCCUUUGAUUUUGAUUUUCUUCGCACACCGAUGGUCUUUACAAAGUUUAUCAUAAAUUUUUUUGUGAAUAUUAAUACACUAAUAAAUCAUAUUUGUCAAUCAAUUCUAAUCCAUCUCUAUGGCAUUUGUUGCUUCAUCUUUUAUUGUGAUUAUAUUAUUACCAUCUACUCCUACCUAUGGGAUUUUUCUCACGUUGGGAUUCCAAUGUAUUUUCAUUUUAUGGAACAUGUUGCAUUAUAGAUUUUCCAAAACCACGCCUCUUUAGACCAACACAACUAUAUAUUGUAUAUCAUGAUUAUCGGCGUAAAAGUGUGAAGUAAAAAGGAAUUCUCUAUUCUUAUCCAAAUAAUAUUUGUUGCUUUUAUUCUCGAGUGCAUACAUGCUUACGCGAGAAUUCUACAUCAGCAGUGUUUAUUAUCAAGACAUAAUUUUGGUUGGCUAUGUCUAAAGUGUAGAUUGAGUAGUAGUAAUCUUUAACAUUAAUUUUUUGGUUUGCAAAAGUACUUGUCUUAUCAUAACAUCAAAAUGACUUAUACGUUAUAUAUAUUUAUAAAUAUUAAUUAAAAAGCGGGGUUUCUCGUACUUACGGCGAGGCCCUUUUUAGUUCAUAUUUCAUUCGUAUAACUUGUACAAUAUGUGUGGACAAGUGUCAACAAAUAAUUUUUCAACCUCAUGACAUCCGAGCGGUGUUUGUGUCUAUAUAUUGUGUAUGCGUGUGCUAUAUAAGCUUGUUGAUGUAAUGGUUACGAAUAGUGAUUGAUUUAGUUGGAGUAAUUUAAUUUUCCCUUUUUUGUUCUUUCAUUACCUCUAUACACAUAUUUGUAUCCAGUUUUAUUGUAUUUACCUUUCUAUUGUAUCAUUAUUAUUACUAUUAUUCUUAGUUGCUGGGUUCAAGACCCAUGUGUAACUGUAUGUUUACAGGAUUUCAGUACCAUUACCUAUAAUUUCUUAUUUUUAUUUCUCUUAUUGUUCUGUUUUGUCAGUCAGUCAUCAACAUAGAACCUAGUAAAAAUGUGCGUUGGUGUAAAUUAACAUACCUCAUCAUUAGCACGACGAAAUGAAAUUAACAAGAUGCGUGGCAAGAGAGAUCAGAAUAAUAUGGCAGCGGUGGCAAUGUGAAGUACUAAACAUUAAGAAUAGGUUUUAGGAUAAGCAGAUUAGAAAGGUACAUAUGAAGAAAUACCAGGAUCCAAGACUGAAAAAAAGAUAAAGAACACACCUGUACCAUUGUAAGUGGUCCCGAGUUGUGAGACGAAGUCUCCAACUGUCGAUCGCUGUCAUAGUGCUAACGAUAACCUGGCAAUCUGUGUCUGUUAACAUGGCUCGGCUUCAUGCUGUUGUUUAUAUGUUCAAACGAAACAACAGUAGGACAAUACCUCGCACAUUUUCACUGGGGACAUCAGUUAUUUACAUUCACAGAUGUUUUAUCAUGACCUUAUAUAGGAGCUACUGUCAAAUAGGAAAAAGGAAUUUCAAUUCGCGUUAGGCAUUUUAGGUGCGAAGAUUGCUUUAAAAGCUAAUGCUGAUUUCGGUCUAGUCAUGAAGAAUAGGUUGUAUUUGUCGCCUUAGUUAUUCUGAUUGCGUAUAUCAAUGCUUCAACGACCCCGUACCUAGACUUAUCACUUGUUUAUGAAUUCAGUCUCGAAAUUUAUAAGCGUUUACUAGAUUGCAUAUCAGUUUUUCCUUACUAAAAUAAAGAGGUGUGAGACCAAGUGGACUGCAGAUAGAAGUAGUGCAUCAGUUCUGAAGUUGUGUAAAUACCAUCAAAUAUUCUCAAAAUAGCUCACCAUUCAGAUAUACUUCGGACUGUUCACUACGUGCUUUAUGAAAAAGGUUUUCUAAUUAUGGGAGAAGCCUUAAAUUCUCAAGUUUAGGUAGUUGUUACGAAAGAACCUAGGGCGUGACAUUUAAUAAAAAAGUAUAAUUUCACCCAGUAAUUUGAUAGUGUUUAUUUCUCGUGAGUUAAAAUCUCAUGUGUAAACAAGUGUUUUGCCUACGCUUAUUUUGAAAUACACUACAGCACGUUGUCAUUAAUUUGGCGUGGUUUGUGGUAACUUAGAUAUCUUUUUGACUUAUUCAAAACAAUAACGAACGUAGCAGAAUAACUUGGUCUUAUCUAAAACAAUGAGUGCCUUCGGUAAAUUUUGAUAAUGUCAAGGGAAGGCGUUGUUCAGAAGAAUGUGAUGUAUUUAUACCAUAUAUUUCUAGCAGUCUGGUCACAUUUUUGGUCGACCAAUUGAAUAAAAGUUUAGUAAAGAUGGCGAUCCUGCUGUAACCUUCUU
Schistosoma mattheei is the source of this 3022-nucleotide messenger RNA. The record is from the annotation of a GenBank genome assembly. Lineage: Eukaryota; Metazoa; Platyhelminthes; Trematoda; Strigeidida; Schistosomatidae.